Messenger RNA from Pantherophis guttatus, 5103 nucleotides. Lineage: Eukaryota; Metazoa; Chordata; Lepidosauria; Squamata; Colubridae. The record is from RefSeq and is a predicted model, not a curated record.
AACCCAUGACCUACCUGAGCGCUGGGCACAGUUUCCCCUAGCAACAAAGAAGAUAAUGAAGACUCCUCCCUGUAUCAGCAACUCAAAGUAUUGGCUUCGGUUAGCAGGAGGUUGCCUUUGGUAUAAGGUCGGUUAAACUGCCUGAAAGAGGUGGAAAAACGGGAGGAGCAAUGAUAACAAGGAGGAGGUCCUGAUUCCCUAAAGUGCAGGUUUGGAGGAUUGUGAUUGGGGACAGAAAAAAAGAACAAGUCAUUAAAGAAGGGCACGGGGUCAUAAAAAGGGGAGAAAACUUAACUGGCAAAGCCGGUCUGUUGGAUAAUCAUGUGAUUAAAAUUGUGGCAAUAAAGGAGUGUACAGCAAGGGCACACAAGAAUUCACAGCCCUUUGAAGAUACCUAUCUGCUUCUAGAAGUGGAGAGGAAGCCCUAGAAAGGGCAGUCAACAAAUGCGGUCUUGUUCAUUGAUGGAAAAAUUGUGUUGCUGCUUAGCCAGCGUAAUGGAUGUUUGGGCCUUCUGACAUAUUGGAGAAGAUACGAAGUGACAAAAGAACACAAAAGACACAAAAACAUCUCGGGGAGAAUAAGAAUGGAAAGGAAUUUCAAGGGAGAAGUGUUGAAAGGGUCAAGAGGGAUAUCACUUCCUGCUCCCAACUUCUGUCACUUAAAGCAGCCAGUUCAGCCUACCUAACUGUAGGGCUGGACUUGUGAGAUAAACUUCUGAUCUAUCCUGCGUGGACCCGGAUCGCUUGUAUGAUCUCACCAUUUGGAUCCAACAAGAGUCUGUUAAUCAUUUGUUCUGCCCUUUGGAUAAUCAACUGCUUCAGUCUGCCUUUGACUUUGGUGUCCAGUGGAGCUAAGAUCGCCACCAGCUUAACGUCUCCUUCUCCUCCUUCGGCCACCUGCACAGCACACUGCAGAAUACAACUGCAUGCCUCACCUUUGAGCACCUCAGGGCAAAUGAUGUAGGCAACUACACCGGUUCCCUCUACUUGAAUAAUCAAAGAAAUAUCUCCUUUAUUAUACAGCUGGAAAAUGGCCGAUCUUUGCAGUAUACUUCCCCACUUCCUUUAUCCCUCUAGCAAUCUGACUAUGGAGCAAGCUUUGGAAAGUCAAAUAACACUGAACUGCACUGUGCAGCUGCCUUACAGUAACGACUGUGAUCUUGACCUGCGCUGGAUGAAAGAUAAUCAGUUCUUAGACAAUAAAACUCAUGCUUCUUCUACUCAGUGGUUCAGUGACAAUGAAACCAAAAUAUUUAUCUCCAGUUCUUUAGCACUAAACAUGACUGAUGAAAAUUAUGGAGUUUUUGCCUGCUUCAUUAGAAAUAGUACAGCUCUUUUUACACUGAAAAAAUCAGAAGAGACUGUUGGGCACUUGGGUGCAGUGCUAGUCACAUUUUUUGCUGCAGCACUCCUGCUAUUUGUAGCUAUAAUGUAUGUGAAGUGCCGACUGAAUGCUCUGCUCUGGUACCGGAAUCAUUAUGGAGAAGUAGAAAUUAAUGAUGGAAAAAUUUACGAUGCCUAUGUAUCUUACGCUGAUUCAGUGGAUGAUAGAAAAUUUGUGAAUUUCAUAGUGAAGCCACAGCUAGAGAAUCGCUAUGGUUACAAGCUCUUUUUAGAUGAGAAGAACAUUCUACCCAACUCAGAACCUUCUGCAGAUCUGAUUAUGAAUGUCAGCCGAUGUCGACGCCUUAUUGUGGUUCUUUCGUAUGCAUAUUUAGAACAAGAAUGGUGCAACAAUAAUUUCAGGGAAGGACUUUGGAGACUGCUGGAACUCUCCCGGAAGCCAAUCUUCAUUGUCUUUGAGAGCCAAUAUCGGGACAUAGCACAUCCAGCCAUUAAUUUGCUAAAGCAGGAAAAGAGCAACGUGGCCUUGUUGAUGUGGCAUGCUGGUUCCAUGGCAAUUGCAUCGGAUUUCUGGAAGGAGCUGUGCCUCUCCUUGCCACGGAAAGUAUCUUAUCAAGGCCUCAGGGGGGAUCCUCAAACCUAUCUCCAGGAAGACAAGGAUCCGAUGCUGAUUCUCCAUAGCAACUAUCCAGAAUUCCAGGGGGACUCUCACCCCGAAGGAGACAUUGUAAUCCGGAGACCAAUUAUCAAAGGUCUACCACCACCUGUUAAGAUUGAUCCUGAUGGUCCAUGUUUCGGAACAAUGGAAGAGGUACGGCUUGAGGAAAAUCAGAAGAAUGAGAUAGACAUUUCUGACCUGGGAUCUCGCAACUAUGAUGCAAGGACAGACUUUUACUGCCUAGUGACAGAUGAUAUAUAAGGCUUGCUAAGAUAUUCCAAUGGAAAUGAUAAUUUUUUUAUAAGCAUGGUAUUCCUUGGCAAGGACAAUAUGUUUGAUUAAUCUCUUUAAUACAGAACUGUCCAUGAAGAAGUACAGAACUCUGACCUGCUCUUAAUACUAUUCAACAUGUCUUUCCCUAGUUUAGAUAAAGGAUAGCAGUGAAAGAAAUGUUCAGAUGACACAAAACUAUGAGUAGCCAAGACUUCAGGAGAUAGAAAUAAAACAGCAGAGGCUUGGCAUCCUUCUGUUGGGCACUCAAUUAAACAGGGCAAUUGUAUAAAAUGGCCUCUGAACCUCCUACAUGAUUCUAUAAGCAAUCACCAUUGGGGGAAUGCAAGAUUUUGGAGAACAUCUGGUUAUCUUAUACACAAUAGUGCCAUUCAAUUUUAGAUGAUUAUCUUGCAUCAGAUUACAAUGUUGGGACUUACAUAAGCAACAGGCUUGGCAAGCUUUUCAGUUACUGCUAACAUCUCCAGGCAGGUGUUGAUAUGUGAGAAGUGAACGUUAAUAGCUAAAUGUUAUUACUGUAAUUGGAAUUAUAAAGGGAAAUAUAAACACUAAGGAGAUCUGAGUCUCCUUCUUGCUAGAAAAAUGAAAAGAAUGGCAGGUUUCUAUAUGAAAAAGAGCUUUUCUUUUCUUUGGAAGAAAAUAACAAAGCACUCACUUGUACUUAUUUCCAUGUAAAUUUGAAAAUGCACCUUAGUAUAUGUUAGCACCAAGGGAUGCAGACUUGCAUUGAUUUUUUUCCCCAGCUGAUAGAAUACAAUUGCUAUUUAUUCUUUAUAUAAUGCUAUCUAAGUAUGUGAUGGCAUUCUUCAUUAAGAAUUUUUCACGUGGUUGAAACACAUCUAGAGGAUGCUAGAUUGAUGUUAUUAAUCUUCUCAAGCAUUCUUACUUUUUGGUAGCCAAAACUCAGGUGUCUAUACCAGCCUUUCAGAUGAACACACUGUAUGAAUGCAUUCUGUAAUCUUUCAGAAACUACAGGUCACAUCAGAUGCAUGCAGUGACUAAAGUGAUGUAGGAUUUAAAUUGGGAUGAAGCAAGGGGAAAGAGAGGGGAUGGCAGUGUGGUUAUGAAGAUGCAGUUUGAUUGCAAAAAAAACCAUUAUGUUUGUUGAGAUCUUCUAAGACAGCCUGAAAUAUUUCAAUACAUGUGAAUCCAGAAAUCUCUUGCUCAAUUGCAUUGGUAGACUUCCUUUUUUCCAAGGGAAAAAUAUGUAUAAUAGAGUAUCCAAGUUAGUUUCAAUAAUAAGUAACUUGAAAGAAAAAAGGGAAAAAUAUCUUAAAUGCCUAUUGGUAGGGGAAAGGGCACUUCCAUGGGAAAUGGAGAAGGAAUGCAGAAAUGGGGCUGAGAAAGAGACAAAAAAACCCAAAACAAAACGAAUUUGAAGUCAGAAGAUGGGUAAGUAUAUCAAAAUGUGUAAAACCAAUGUCUUACAAAGUAUCAGGAAUUCAAGCACAUUGGAAUAGACUUAAGAUCAUGAAUAGCUGCUCAAGUUCCCCAAAUCCGAAAGUCCAGAAAUUAGGACUAACUCUUCUAAGCAGCAGUUAGAGACAUAUUGAAAUUGCCCCUCAAGUUUCAUCCAAAUUAAACUCAAGAAAAAGUUAAUUUAGAGAGCAGCAGAGUUAAUCAUGCAAUAGUAUUACAGUGAUGGUGCUUGUUUCUUUGUUUUUAGAUCACUGUAAUGACAAAAAAUCAUUGUUAGAAAAAGGUUGUCCAAAAGAUUGUCCAGUGCACUUUAUUUUCUUCAGAUAAACUUCUAUGUAUCAAGGAACCAAGAACCAUAGGAACUUUUCAAGAAGCUAAUCUUAGACUCUGCUUAAAUACUGGUUUUUGCAAUUCAAAAGGCAGCUCUCUGUGGAGAUUCUCAGUCAUCCAGGUCAUAGUUGUCUCAAAUGUCCUCUUUUUUCUUCAAAAGGCAACUAGAUUGUUUUUUUCUUUGAGGAAGAAGAAGAAAACAUUUUGCUUCUUGGAUGAGAAAUGAAAUGUUUUCUUAUUCUUCCUCUAGGAAAAAACAGUCCAGUUGCUUUUUGAAGAAAAAAGCACCUUUGAGUCAAAAGGCAGCUAUUUUUACUUUAAAGAUUGGAAUGAAAAUAAAGCGUUGUGAUUUUAGUUAUCAGCAGCCCAUUUCCUUUUAGUAUAGGCAGAUGUGAUCGAUGGCUUACCAGGCGUUGGUCUCAGAAUCAAAACUGAAGCCAUCUUUUUCAUGAGUAUCAAGAAAGCAAAGCUGAACUGGGCAGCUUUUCCAAGCAAGAAUAGAGGUGACUUCCAAGACUUAACUAAGGGGAUUUCUUAAAACUAUCUCGAGAGAAAGGGUUAAAAAGAUUGCAAACGAGAGCCUCUGUUUCUUGUACAUCAAUAUAUUUUCAAUACAUUUUUGUAAAGAACAUCAUUAUCAAGCAUAUUAACAUCAUCUUGUGUUAGUCCAUUUCAUAUGGCCUGCAAGUUCAAACAAAGUUUGAAGCCCCACUUCUAUCUUGCUUUAACUGGCUGAAAUUCUGUCUGAAUCCAUUUGUGAUUACUUUUCUUCAGAAAUAUCAAAAUUUAGAAAACGUUUGUGGUUUCAAUCUCGACUUCCUCUUCCUCUUUCAAUCUCAACUUCAAUCUGAAGUCAAAGGGGAAGUUUGGAGAUAUCUAGUGGAGGUUGAGGGAUACAGUAGAAUGUAACAUAAGAUAAUGCAACAUGAGCACAGACUUCCGAAAGAAAGAACUGGAAACACCUAUUUUGCUCCAUAUCAAAGCCAAUUAAAAUUGUUGAUCAAAUAACAGCCAAGGUAUGGUACUAAGUCCCAUUUCUUAAAAAUAAAACCACUGGAUGA